AUGUGUGUGCUGGCUGAGAUAUCGGUCAGGGCCGACUUCGGAUUCGUUACAGACGAGCACACCAUUCUUCGGUCAUGGGCUGUGAAAGACUUCGCCCCAGCCGUAGCUCAAUACGUUCAAAUUUUCAGGCCAGAGAAUAAACUCCAUGUUAAAUUUGCUGAAUACGUAGUAUGCGAAGACGAAUUCAAGUACGCCCUGUUAGCUAAUAAUUGCACUUGUCCAGGUGCAUCUACACUGGUGACGUUGCUUUUACACACAUCUAGAGGACAGGAAGGCCAACAAUCACAAGAAGAAUGGCAUAGGCUCUACGGCAGGUGUUCGGGAAAUGAAAUUUAUCAUAUCAAACUAGAAGACAGCCGUUUUUUUGGUGAAUACGAGGGAAAGAGUUUUACGUACGCCAGUUUCCAUUCACAUAGAAAAUACGGGGUGGCUCUAGUAGGUGUUCGACCUGCUCAACUACCCGAAUUCUAUGAAGACACUAUAUUAUUAAACCCUGGUCCACGUCACAUAAUGAAAAAGGACGAUACCUGUUAUUACAUGAGUAUAACCAAGGAAGAAAACUCCGCAUUCAGUGUCGCCAAUCAGAAGCCGGAUAACAAUAAUGUAUCUGGGGAUCCACUGAUUGUUACCACCAAGGAUGAGAUCAAGUCCAUUGGAAAUCUAACAACUUCUAAAGACGGUACCAGCCCUCCUCAACUUAUUCUGCAAGUCCCUACCUGUGUCAGUGAGUGUUGUCGCAAGCGCAUGGCUAGUUUUUCAUCAAUUUUAUGUUUCUCAUCUUAUUAUGGGAAAAAAUAGUUCAGAUGUUGGGAGUUCAGCGGGGUGCGACUAGCAUGGGAUCAUGAAUUUCAGAACAUAUUACAGUUAUUGAUCAUCCAAUGAUAUG
Messenger RNA from Leptinotarsa decemlineata (Colorado potato beetle), 886 nucleotides. RefSeq names its product slowpoke 2 (gene SLO2). Gene Ontology annotation, biological process: potassium ion transmembrane transport. Gene Ontology annotation, cellular component: plasma membrane. Gene Ontology annotation, molecular function: intracellular sodium-activated potassium channel activity; outward rectifier potassium channel activity. The record is from RefSeq and is a predicted model, not a curated record. Lineage: Eukaryota; Metazoa; Arthropoda; Insecta; Coleoptera; Chrysomelidae.